AUUUUAGUAUUCUUUAGAUUCUUUUGGCAUUUUAUUUUUGACUUUCUGUAAGACUUAUUUUCAAUGCGGCAUUACUUUUAAAUUUAGUAUAAAAUUCGUAAUUUCCUAGGCCUUUCGACGAAUACGUUAUUAAUAUCUUCAAAUUGAAUAGUCUACAUCCAGAGCAUUGUGGGGUCCGACCAAUAAAAACCUUAGCGCUUACAGUUUUUUUCUUUUAACGAACAUUCUUUAAUAUGAUGUCAACAGCUAAGCGGGUCUGUAAGAGCCGUCGAUAUUUAUUGCAGAUCCAAUUGCUCUAUAAUUUAACUGGGGGUAAAAAGUGUUCGCCCUUGGGGAUCUGGUGGCGGCCUCGACGUUUUAGUUCGGGCUGUUCAACGCUGACGCUGAAGAACACUUUCAAGUGCUAUGAGCUGGAGAAGGGACCGCCCAUGGACGUGGAAUUAUCACGUGAGGACGCAUUGAAAAUGUACACGCAGAUGGUGGAGGUGCGUCGAAUCGAGGUGGUUUGCAAUAAUUUGUACAAGGCGAAGCAUAUUCGGGGCUUUUGCCAUCUGUACAAUGGCCAGGAGGCGGUGGCCGUCGGCAUGUGCGCGGUGCUGCAGAAAAAGGAUAGUGUAAUAACGGCAUAUCGUGCCCAUGCCUGGACCUACCUGAUGGGCGUCUCGGCAUACGGAUUAAUUGCCGAACUGGUCGGCGUUAAGACCGGCUGCAGCCGUGGUAAAGGCGGCUCGAUGCACACCUACGGCGACAACUUUUACGGUGGCAAUGGCAUAGUUGGGGCCCAAGUGCCGCUGGGCGCCGGAAUCGCGCUGGCGCAUCGCUAUAAGGGCGACGGCGGUGUCUGUGUCGCACUAUAUGGCGACGGUGCGAGCAACCAGGGCCAGGUGUUCGAGGCGUACAACAUGGCCAAGCUGUGGGGCCUGCCCUGCAUAUUUGUCUGCGAGAAUAAUCACUACGGCAUGGGCACCAGCGUCGAUCGGCAUGCGGCCCUUACCGACUUCUAUAUGCGCGGCCAGUAUAUACCCGGCCUCUGGGUCGACGGCAACCAGGUGCUGGCCGUGCGCAGUGCCACGCAGUUUGCCGUCGAGCAUGCGAGGAACUGUGGCCCGAUUGUGCUGGAGAUGAGCACGUACCGUUAUGAGGGUCACUCAAUGUCCGAUCCGGGUACGGCAUACCGGUCGCGUGAUGAGGUGAAAACGAUACGCUCCAAACGGGAUCCCAUCGAAAGCUUCCGCAAGCAAAUCCUUCAACUCUGCUUGGCCGACGAGGAGGAGCUGAAGAAGAUCGAUGCCAAAGUGCGCAAAGAUCUCCAGGCGAUCUCCAAGAAGAUAUUGACCGAUCGCGAGGUGGGCUUGGAUGAGCUGGUUGCCGAUAUCUAUUCGAAAAAUCUGGAGCCCAGUAUACGUGGCGUCUCUGGCUUCAAUCUGAAGCACAAAAACGUUGCGGACGUCUGCUUUGGCAAGUCGAGGCGUACGCCUGCCAGCGAGAUGAAGGAUGUGCCCAUUGGCGAUGCGGCGUUUGUAGCGGCGCAGAAGAAGGCCAGCGAAGAGAGCAAGGCCAGGAAAGCGGCGGCAGCGGCUGCGAAGGGCAAGGAUGGAAAGGAUGGCAAGCCAGCUAGCGAUGACAAGGGCAAAGAUAAAGAUGCUGAGCCAAAGGAUGCAAAAGCCGCUGAACCACCCAAAGCAGCCGCCCCACCAAAAGCACUUGCCCCACCAAAAAGCGGGGACAAACCGAAAUCCUAAACUGAAGCCACAAAUAAAAAUUAAAAGCGAAAAACCACA
This is a messenger RNA of Drosophila arizonae, 1781 nucleotides long. Its product is annotated as pyruvate dehydrogenase E1 component subunit alpha, mitochondrial. Gene Ontology annotation, molecular function: pyruvate dehydrogenase (acetyl-transferring) activity. Lineage: Eukaryota; Metazoa; Arthropoda; Insecta; Diptera; Drosophilidae. Gene Ontology annotation, cellular component: intracellular membrane-bounded organelle. Gene Ontology annotation, biological process: pyruvate decarboxylation to acetyl-CoA. The record is from RefSeq and is a predicted model, not a curated record.